Molecule: messenger RNA, 279 nt
Organism: Funneliformis caledonium
Lineage: Eukaryota; Fungi; Glomeromycota; Glomeromycetes; Glomerales; Glomeraceae
Source: the annotation of a GenBank genome assembly
GCAAAGCAAUCGGAUAAGAAAAUCUCUCAAGAAAAUCUUCGAUAUUUAAAAAAUCUCAAGCUUAGUUUCUUAUCUGUGAACGCAGUUUAUAUUCUUUAUCGAAUCCUUUUAAAUUAUAGUACUUUCACGUUCUGGUUGGGUACAGGAUAUGUAAUAACCACUGGUAUAACUCUAUUUCUUUGGAAACAACUCGUAAAUUAUGGAACACCAAAGUAUGAUGCACGUGGAACUGUUGUCUGGCCGGGUGAUGAUUUGAAUUCGGAAGGCUUAACUGCGUAA